This is a messenger RNA of Corapipo altera (White-ruffed manakin), 1811 nucleotides long. It is a transcript of the gene TMEM53, whose product is annotated as transmembrane protein 53. The record is from RefSeq and is a predicted model, not a curated record. The transcript is spliced from 3 exons. The coding region runs from base 34 to 891 and encodes 285 amino acids. Lineage: Eukaryota; Metazoa; Chordata; Aves; Passeriformes; Pipridae.
GGAAGCGGCGGCGGGGGCGCGGCGAGCGCGACCAUGGGCGCCCAUGGGCUGGAGGCGGCCGUGGUGGAGCUGCAGCCGGGACCGGGACCGGGACAGGACCAGGACCGCGUUUCAGAAAGCAGCGCGGAGAAAGGGCACGCAGAGCGCCAGCCUGUGGUGAUCCUGCUGGGCUGGGCGGGCUGCCAGGACAAAUACCUGGCCAAAUACAGCGCAAUCUACAGCCAGAAGGGGUGCACUGUCAUCCGCUACACGGCUCCAUGGAGGAUGAUAUUCUUCUCUGAGAGCUUUGGCAUCAAAUCGCUCCAGACCCCAGCCAGGCGACUCCUGGAGCUACUCUUUCACUACAGGGUUGAAGACAGACCGGUUCUUUUCCAUGUUUUCAGCAAUGGUGGUGUCAUGCUGUACCGUUACAUCAUCGAGGCACUUCGCACCCACAAGUCGUUCCAGAACCUCAGAGUAGCAGGCACCAUUUUCGACAGCAGCCCUGGCAGAAGAAACUUGGUAGGAGCCCUUCGAGCCCUGGCAAUCGUCUUGGUCUCCGUGAACGUGCUGCUCAAGUAUUUCCUCCUGCUCACCUUUGCCACUGGAGCCGUCGUGCUGAGGGUGCUGCUGUACCCCCUGACCCGCUUCGUCCAUGAGAGCCACUACGACGCCCUGCUGAAGGCGCCCUCGCGCUGGCCCGAGCUGUACCUCUACUCCCAGGCCGAUGCCAUCAUCAAGGCCAGCGAGGUGAAGCACAUGGCUGACACCAGGCAGCAGCUCGGUGUCCCCGUGAAAGCCGUGGACUUCUCGGACUCGCCCCACGUCAGCCACAUGCGGGUGUAUCCCACCUACUACAGCAGCCUCUGCCUGACCUUCCUGUCUGACUGUGUGCAGGGCUCACCUCCCUAGCGCUGCAGUGACCUUCAGUGCUUGCUUUGCUCAGCUUGUAAGGGAAAUUGUCACCCCCUUUACCUUUGUGUCUUUGAAGGGAGGAAAGUAGAGACUUCUUGUUUGGUUUGGUUCGGUUCUGUUCUUUUCCCCCCCGCUGUCUACAAGUCUGGAAGCCUCCAGCCUGGUCUUUGGACCGGCCACAUUAUAGCAGAAAGUAGAUAUGGAUUAAUUUAUAGUACUGAAGGUGAAAUCCUGUCAUGGUUCAUGUUGAUGUACUUUACCAAGGUGUCACAGACCAGAAUUUCACACUGUUAUUUGUCUCUUCCUGUCUCUUCUUGUUCUCUGCUUUCCGUGUUGUCUCCUUGUCCCUGAUGUCCAAUGUGCAUGUUCUAUGGCUUGUACUGAUUUAACAAUACAGCUCUUUCAUGUCUUUGUUGUUUGUUCUUUUUUCUCUCUGCCAUUUCUUUUAAUUGCAGUGAGCAAAGAGAACCAAGCCUGCAGGAUUUUUUGCUCCACUCAGUGCAUCCCGACUGUUGUUGUGCUCCUUGAUGGAGAUCAGGCCCAGAAACCAAGUGUAAGAUCUGGAAAAGGUGUGUGCAGGGCAUUAUGAGCAGCCUGUCACCUGGUUUCAUUAAAUAGCUGAGAUAGAACAGUCAAAGCUCUGAUCCUGGGUGGGAGCUUAAAUGUUUGUUUUAACUUUUGUGUUCUUCAACCCAAAGGUUUAACUUAACGUUCUUGAAUGUGUCUUGUGUUUUGUUUCUCUUUCUUCCAGUCUUUUGUGUGUUCCACUGAGUAGUUUUGCUUUCUUGGAGAACUGCUUCUUUGUUAUUGAGUGUCUUUGAGCAGCCUGUAUUGUGCAUCUGAAUAUGCAGGGAAACUUUUGGGUUACAGCUGUGCCAGACCUCUGAAAUAGAAAGGUGGAACUGCAGAGGAAAAUG